Messenger RNA from Pogona vitticeps (central bearded dragon), 2236 nucleotides. Lineage: Eukaryota; Metazoa; Chordata; Lepidosauria; Squamata; Agamidae. The record is from RefSeq and is a predicted model, not a curated record.
CAGAAAUGAGAAAGAGAAUCAUAAGGAGCCACUUUUUCUGCCACUGAAAAGAAGCAGGUGUGGAGCAGGAAAUAAAACAAUGGGAAACCCAAAAGGCAGAAAGGAAGUCAGCCAAGGAAACAGGAAAACACAUCCAGCCUCCCGGGCUGUUGAUGUUUGAGAAUUCCUGACCAUAUGGGGAAAAAAAGACUGAGUUUCACAUCAACAGAAAUACACUCACACGUAUCUCAGACUUGAAGAAAAAGCAGAGACUGCUUGAGGGGGGAAGCCAAAGAGCAUGGAACAGGAAAACAGCGUAACUAUGAAUAAUACUUCUAUUUCACCUGAAAAAAUCCUGACCAAAAAAUGCUUACAGAAUGGAGAGAGCUUUUGUAACCUGAAUGCACAUCAACGAAUUCACACUGGGGAGAAACCAUAUAAAUGCAUGGAAUGUGGAAAGAGAUUCAAUCACAACAGUUCCCUGGGUUCCCAUCAAAGAACUCACACUGGGGAGCAACCAUAUAAAUGCAUGGAAUGUGGAAAGAGAUUCAAUCACAACAGUUCCCUGGGUUCCCAUCAAAGAACUCACACUGGGGAGCAACCAUAUAAAUGCAUGGACUGUGGGAAGAGCUUCACUAAGAGUGGUACCCUUAGGUCACAUCAAAGAACUCACACUGGGGAGAAACCAUAUGAAUGCAUGGAAUGUGGAAAACGCUUCAGCCAAAGCAGUAUCCUCAGUAGACAUGGAACAGUUCACACUGGAGACAAACCAUAUAAGUGCAUCGAUUGUGGAAAGGGCUUCAGUCAGAGCGGUGCCCUGAGUGCACAUCAAAGAAUUCACAAAGGAGAGAAACCAUAUAAAUGCAUGGAAUGUGGAAAGAGCUUUAGCCAAACCAGUAUCCUCAGUAGACAUCUACGAACUCACACAGGGGAGAAACCUUAUAAAUGCAUGAAAUGUGGAAAGAGCUUUAGUGAGAAAAGGACCCUGUGUAUACAUAUACGAACUCACACAGGGGAGAAACCAUAUAAAUGUAUAGAAUGUGGAAAAACCUUCAGUUGCAACAGUAGCCUUCACUCACAUCGAAGAAUUCACACUGGGGAAAAACCAUAUAAAUGCAUGGUGUGUGGAAAGAGCUUCAGUGGCAGCAGUAACCUUAGUUUACAUCAAAGAAUUCACACUGGGGAGAAACCAUAUAAAUGCAUAGUAUGUGGAAAGAGCUUCAGAGGCAGCAGUAACCUUAGUUUGCAUCAAAGAAUUCACACUGGGGAGAAACCAUAUGAAUGCAUGGUAUGUUGGAAGAGUUUUUGUGACAGUGGAUCAUAUGCUAGACAUCAAAGAACCCACACUGGGGAGAAACCAUAUAAAUGCAUGGAAUGUGGAAAGAGCUUCAGUCGCAGCAAUAUCCUUAGUUCACAUCAAAGAAUUCAUACAGGGGAGAAACCAUAUGAAUGCAUGGAAUGUGGGAAGCGCUUCCGUCAAAGCGCUAACCUUAGUUUACAUCAAAGAACCCACACAGACGAGAAACCAUAUGAAUGCAUGGAUUGUGGAAAGUAUUUCAGUACCAACAGUAGCCUCAUGUUACAUCGAAGAACACACACUGGGGAGAAACCAUAUAAAUGCAUGGAAUGUGGAAAGAGUUUUAGCCAGAGUGGUAUCCUCAGUAGACAUCUAAGAACUCACACAGGGAAAAACCACAUAAAUGCGUGAAAUUCACCUCAGGGGUCAUGAAAGAACCCACACAGGAUAAACCAUAUAACUGCAUGGAAUGAGCUGCACUUUCAUCAGUAGCUUUUGUUUACAUCCAAACUCAUACAGUGGAGAAAGCAUAUAGUGAAUGAAAGGUUUAAAAUCAUCAGCAAGAGCAGUAGUCUUACUGGACAUGAAACAGAUCCAGGGGCAAAACCACACAGGGGAAAAGGAUUGGAAUAGGAAUAGUAAAAGGAAUGUGAGAAGAGCUACAAUACUAGUGGAAACCUUACUAAAUAUCAAAAGAGUGACUGUUAUUUCUCAUAUAUAAGAGAAGUGACCUUACUGAGGACGACAGAGCACACCCAGCACCGAAACCACACCACUUCAGUGAAAAUCUGGAAAGACCUAGAGUCCCAAUAGAAACCUUAUUAAAUGUCAGAGGAGAAAGUGUGUAGUUGAAAUAUAUGGAAAGCACUCAUGUUUAGGUAUGUGGAACUUUGAAACAUUCUGUUAAUGAAGGAAAUGUAUUUGACAUCAUAGAAAAAAACAGAGAAAAUUUGAAUAAUG